Molecule: messenger RNA, 1210 nt
Organism: Elaeis guineensis (African oil palm)
Lineage: Eukaryota; Viridiplantae; Streptophyta; Magnoliopsida; Arecales; Arecaceae
Product: ras-related protein RABA5e
Molecular function (GO): GTPase activity; GTP binding
Source: RefSeq, a predicted model, not a curated record
GGGAAGAAAUGUCCAUCACAAAAUCCCCACGAUCCAUCAUACCACCAUUUAACUAAUUUGUCUUGGCUUUACAACGGUAAACCAAUAAUCCAUUAGGCCAGAGAAGAUCCAGUGACCUUGACUGCGGUCCGUGAACUAGAAGCACAUGGUGGUAGAUAUAAAAUCCAACAGUAAGGUGAUUCCUUCCACAGGAGAGUAGAAGAAGAGAAGAAGGGAGGGACUUUUAGCAGUAAUGGAGGAAGGAGAGGAGGGAGAGGACUACCUCUUCAAGAUAGUGAUCAUUGGCGACUCGGCGGUGGGGAAGUCCAAUCUUCUUUCGAGGUACGCGCGGGACGAGUUCAAUAUCAAUUCCAAGGCCACCAUUGGGGUGGAGUUCCAGACCCAGAGCGUGGACAUCGACGGCAAGGAGGUCAAGGCCCAGAUCUGGGACACCGCCGGCCAGGAGCGCUUCCGGGCCGUCACCUCCGCCUACUACCGCGGCGCCGUCGGGGCCCUCAUCGUCUACGACAUCUCCCGCCGGACCACCUUCGACAGCGUCUCCCGCUGGCUCCAGGAGCUCAGCACACAUUCUGACACCACCAUUGCAAGGAUGCUGGUUGGCAACAAAUGUGAUUUAGAGAAUAUUAGAGAAGUGUCAGUUGAGGAUGGUAAAAGCUUAGCAGAAGCUGAAGAGCUGUUUUUCAUUGAGACCUCAGCCCUAGAUUCUACAAACGUACAGAAGGCCUUUGAGAUUGUUAUCAGGGAUAUAUACAACAAUAUCAGCAGGAAGGCCUUGAAUUCCGAUUCCUAUAAAGAAGAAUUGUCUCUGAAUAGGGUAAGCCUUGGUAGCAAUGGCACUGAUGAGUCCAAACAAAUCUCCAACAGGUUUUCUUGCUGCUAAAGUCGCUUGUUCUAAAUCCAAGAAAUGGUAGAGUGUGUUAAAGAGUGUUCUCAUGGCUGGUCGGUUAAUUCUAGAUACAGAAUGAGUUUUGGUUUUCUUGCUGAAAGUUUGUUAACAGGUUUUUAUAUGUUUUUGCUAGAGCCAAAUUGCCGAGCUGUGUAAAUCAUGGCAUGCACCCGUCAUGGUUCAAUAAGGUUGACUUGUUAUUAGUUUGCUUAUAAUGGAGAGUUGCUUAUCAUUUUGCUUGUUCAAACAUCACGGACUGAUACCACCUUAACUUAAAUGUACAUUUUUGCUUUAAUUUUUAUAUUUUAUAUUAUGCUACUUUGG